Cladocopium goreaui is the source of this 3732-nucleotide messenger RNA. The record is from the annotation of a GenBank genome assembly. NCBI's taxonomy places the organism in Eukaryota, Dinophyceae, Suessiales, Symbiodiniaceae.
AUGUCACUGUCGAGAUCUACAUCUCAUGGCAGUAGUUCUUGCAGUUCAGUCAUCAAAGCACUUCGAUGGCUAUUGAAAUCAGCAGAGGUUGGAUGUUUACAGGUGGUGCAUUCAGUUCUUAUUGGAACCUUUCUGAACCAGAAGGUGCCCAAGGAUAGGAAACAAGCACCUCCUCUGCCUCUGUGGGCAUUGGUGCAGUGGGAGCGUCGUGUGCUCAUGUCCAACUGCACGGUAUUAGAAAUCAUUCUACUGGGUACAUUUUUAUUGAUGGCCUGGGGAUCCCUUCGUUUUUCCGAUGCGCAAAGGUUAGACCUCCAAAAGAUCAUCUAUCACGAUGGUACCAUGCGAGGGGUGAUAUGGCGCUCCAAGACAGCAGUCAGCGGCAUGCCCCUAGCAGUGGCGGCGGAGGGUUUCCUCAGCAAAGGCUCCCACAACUGGCUGUGGAAGUUCUUGACGGUUUUGGAUACGGUAUUGGCCAAAUCAGGCCUCUCCGAUGUUGAUUUUCUUCUUCCACUGAUGGAUGAGGAUGGACCAGUUUAUCCAUUGCAACCGAUGGAUUAUGCUACAGCGUUAUUUUACCUACGGAAAUUUUUGGGUUGCCCCUGGAGUCAACGACCAGACCCCUUGCAGCAUUUGAAGUUGAACUUCACUUUGCACUCCCUCAAAGCGACAUUAUUGUCGUGGGGACCCCAGCUGCAUGAGAAAGUUACCCCUGAACAGCGUUUGUCUCAGGGACACCAUUCGGAUCCCAAUAGCAGUUUGGACACAUACUCACGUGACGUGGUGUGGACGUCCUUGACGUAUCAGCGCAAGAUGAUACAAGAGGUUCAGAGUGGAUGGCGUCCAGCCAUUGCCCAGCAUCGGGGUAGAAUGGUCGUCUUCUACUCCUUUGUCGGCAUUCCAAAAGGCGUGCCUCCAUACGGCAUUUCAGCGAUGAAACAAAAAUUCAUGGCCAACUAUCCAUCGGAGUUGAUCCAUGCAGACCUUUUUCCGUCGACCAGAUUAGUGAGCCUGGUUCAUGACCAGCUCUCCAAGAAGGUUUGGAAAUGGGUGCCAUGGAAGUAUCGCAUCUCGCUCACCAGGUCAGAGGAGAUUUCUAGCAAUCGAGCUCAGAAGAUGCCAAAAAUUGACCACUUGGGGUUACACUCCUUAUUAUUUGAUGAUCCUCCCUCAAUCGACGUGUCCAACAACGCCAUGGGGGUGAACUCGAUUCGCAAUAUGCUCGAAGUUCAUGAUCGGGCCAUUGCCUUGUGCCAAGGCGCUCACCUCGCCAAUCUCAAGGCCUAUACCCACAAAUUCAUCGGGUUUUUGACCGCCAAGUAUGAUGGAGAUUUACGUAACCCCAGUGUAUUGGAGGCUCAACAUGCGGACCAAAAAAUUUGGACAGUCAUUGCCGAGCUCAUGGAACGAGGCAAAGGCCAAGGGAAGUCAAAGGGCAAGCAGAAUUCCGGGAAAUCCAAGGGCAAGGUCCAAUGGCUCACGGAGAUUCAACGGGAUGGUGGUUUCAAGCAACUCUGCAUGCGAUAUCAGGUUGACUCCGUAGAGACUCUCCCAGUGCAUGACGUGGACCCAGUUCAAGACUUCGCUCCACCUAGUGAUAGUUUUACCCGGGGCCGUUUGUCCCAACCCGAGCAGGCGAAUGCGGAAACAGAUAUCACUGCCACCGUCCCCGUCACAGCGGAAUCCUUGGUUUCCUCUACGUGUUACACGUCCGUUAUCGACAGCUGUAUUGGAGCAUGGCCACUCAGUUCUUUCUUUGAUGUUUUAUUGGAUUCUUCUAUGGAUAUUUUAUCAGAUGCGGCCUAUGAGGAUCUGUUGCGUGUCGCAUCCAGUGGUCAGGUUGGUUAUGGAGCGGCCAGCCCUUCCUGCUGUGAAUACAGCAGACUCAAACUUCGAGAUGAUGACGGUCCCAAGGCUCUACGAUCACCAGAGCACUUGUCCGGUCUGCCCAAUCUCACACCCUGGGAACUGCAACGUGUCCAAGAGAGCUUUAUGAUGCUCUCUCGCUGCGUUGAGGUCCUCACCCUGGUUUUUCAAGCAGGCGGGCACGUCCACCUUGAACAACCCUUGAACGCCAUGUCAUGGUUAGAGAAGGUAGUACGCCAAUUUCUGCAAUUGAUUGGGGCUUCCUGUAUCAACGUGGCAGCUUGCGCCUAUGAGAUGGAUAUUUACAAAGCCUGGAUGUUUGCCUCGAGUUUUACAGGUCUUCGACCAUUAGGUCUCCGAGACGAUUCUGGUGCUUUUGCCAGUAGGGCGACGGCACAAUACCCACAGAAACUGGCACAAUUGUUUGCCAACCUUGUGGACCCAUUACUGGACACAUCAGGGUUGGACCUCCAAUGGUCAUAUUUGGAUGCCCUCAUGCCCACCAAGCAACUGUCGGAGUAUCCAUUUUCGCAAAUCGAUGGGGGUGGAGCUUUUUCCUACCCGGACUGGAGUCAGGAUAAUCGUCAAGAACACGACUGGUUCAAGACUCUGCGUACUUCGUGGAUGAACAGGAUCAUCUCUGAGCGGUUGGAUAAGAUCCUACUUGCGCAUGUGGCUUCGGGCAACCCGUCACCGCCUUUUUCGGUGGAAAUCCUGACCCCAUUCAAGGCUGAUCUGGAGCAAUUCUUGGAGGCACAUGGACAUACACCAGAUUGGUCAGUUCGACAACAUCAACCAAUACAUCUUCAUAUUUUACAUUCUUUCCAAAAGAUUAUGCAUGACGUCGAUUUUACAUUAUUGCCCAGUCUAUUAGAAGGUGUUCGAACUGGUUUUUCCACAGCGAUUCCUCCGUCGGGUAUUUUUCCACCCAAAGAACGUACGGACAUAGAACCCGAUCCAUUGUCAGCUCACCUUUCCAACUGGCAGAGCGCUGAAGAAGAUCUACCACUCACCCGAGAACUGGUUCAGGAAGAAAUUGACAAGGGUUGGGUGUUUCCGUAUAAAGGUUCUUUGGAAGAAGCACAACAAGAAUAUCCGGCCGGAGUUGCUAUUGGAAAAUUGGGCGUGGCUCGCUCGGAUAGUCGAGCCCCCCGAUUAGUUGUAGACUCCAGCGUAUGCGGCCUCAACGGUCGGUGUAUCAUACCUGAGAGGUCCACCCUCCCGACUGCCAAGGAGGUGUUACGUAGCUACCCUCUACGUCAGUGUCAGAGGAAUCUAAUGGGCUUUUCUUUAGACGUUAAGGCUGCUCAUAAAAGAAUAGUUCUUCAUCCGGACGAAUGCGGAUUGGUGGGCUUUUCGCUAGAGGGACAGCUUUUCUUCUAUAGAGUUACCCCAUUUGGUGCAGUUUUCUCUGCCUUUUGGUGGGCGAGAUUGGGUGGCCUCCUUCUCCGUAUCUUUCACCACUUAAUCUGGUUGAGUCACGCUGGAUUUCUAUAUGUGGAUGACUUCUUAUUCUUUAUGGAAACCAACAUGAUGCCGCUGUCAGCCACAUUGUUGUGUAUUUUCUGCCAGCUUUUGGAAAUUCCUAUCAGCUGGAAGAAGACGGCCAUGCACUCUUCCAUUGACUAUAUUGGCUGGAAAUUCAAUUUCAAUGCAGGUAUCGUGACAAUCCCCAUUGAAAAGAUCCUCAAACUCCGAGGAUACAUCGAACAUCUUAUUUCCCAGCCACGAACUACUCGUAAGUCUUUGGGAGAAACUUAUUGGCCUGGCAAUGUGGAUUACUCAAUUAUUUCCACUUAUGCGGAUCUGGAUCCACUAUUGGUACCACGACCUCUACACCAUCCCGGCGACACAUUUCAGUAUUGA